Anisakis simplex (herring worm) is the source of this 1035-nucleotide messenger RNA. NCBI's taxonomy places the organism in Eukaryota, Metazoa, Nematoda, Chromadorea, Rhabditida, Anisakidae. The record is from the annotation of a GenBank genome assembly.
AUGAUGGAAGAGCAGAAUGAAAUAAUUGGCUAUUUUGAAGCGAAUGUGAAUAAAACAAGUGACGAUGAGAAUGCGCUGGAUAUUGACGAGUCCAUUGAACCACUCUGCUAUGAAUCUGAUAAUUUUCAAACCUUUCAAUAUACGGUCGACGAUAUGUUAUUGGCAGCUAGCAUGGCCGCUACAGUAUUCAAUGUAAUUGUGAUCUUUUGUGCUGUAAAAUUGUUCAAGAGAAGCGGGGAUACCAUGCAUUUAUUUAUUAUCACUAUGACUUGUGGAGAUUUACUGCUGACUGUGUUCUGUCAUCCGAAUGAGUUCCUCACUCGGAAACACGAUUUCCUUCGUCAUGAACGUUUAUGUGCGAUUAUUCACUUCUGCAAUUGGCUAGGUUUGGCCGUCUCCGGAUUAUCACUGACAAUGCUGAAUAUCGAUAAGCUUAUCUAUUUCCAAUGGCCACUCAGUUAUGAUCAAGCGAUGUCCAAGAAGAGGGCAAUAAUUUUUUGUUGUCUUAUUUGGGGUGUUUCACUCGGCUUUGUUUCCUAUGUGUGGCUAUUCAAUGUGGUUCACGUUGGUCCUGAUUGUAUUCUUCAGAUGAGUGACAAGAAACGAUAUUUUUACGAAGUAUUCAUGGUGAUGUUUUGUGUGCUGCCAGUAACCUCAUCAAUGAUUGUCAGCGUUUAUCUUUAUCGUUUAACGAGAGAAAAACUGCUGAGCACUUUUAUGAUUGAUGUAAUUGCAUCACGUGCGUUUAAGAUGAGGUCAUUAGUGUUCAUAUUCGCGACUACUGCUUGGACAUCGUUCAGUUUAUUGCCAUACAGAAUCUUUAAUAUAUGUCGAAUACACUUGUUCAACUGGAAUGAAUUCAACUGUGAACAACGAGCGCAGAUGAAUUGGCUCGCAUGGAUUUUACUUUAUCUGCUGACCAUUAAUCCGGUUCGGUAUUUUCAUUGUUAUGAUGUGAACAGUUGUAUUCAUAUAAAUGAUCGCAUUAGCGAUAGUGAUCGCAUCGGAUCAUUGAACACUAUUACAGGUGAUUAA